CAACACCACUGGAGGAUUCUUCAUGGUGAGAUUCAGACACCUGACCCUACAGGACACUGGGGUAUAUCAAUGUGCUGUGGAUAUAGAGUUGUUUCCCGACAGAUAUACAGAAGUGGAUUUGCAGAUAAUGGAGGAUGCAUGCUGUAAGGCCCUUAAACUGUCUGCCUAUGAGGGAGAAAUAGUUAAUAUCAGCUGCAAGUUCCCACAAGAGUUCAAAAGCAAACCCAAGUAUUUCUGUAAGGAGGAUGGAGAUCUGGGAUGUAAGUACAGACUAUCAACUCCAGAGGACCAAACCUGGGUUGGUGAUGAGAAGCUCUCUCUCCAUGACAACAGAGAUGGAGUCCUGACUGUGUCCAUCUCCAGCUUCAGCACCAGUGAUGCUGGGUCAUACUGGUGUGGAGUGGACAUGGGGGAAUACAAAGCCUUGAUCACAAAUGUACAGCUGACUAUAAGAGAUGCAAGUCAAACGACCUCAUCGAUGAUACAUCCAUCAUCAGCAUCUCCAAAAACAUUACUAUCGUCAUCAUCUUCUUCUUCAUCAUCAUCAUCACCAUCAACAACAACAACAGCACUAAAUAUGGGCUCUGGUCUGCUCAUCCCAUUAUCUGUGAGUGGAGCAGUUCUUAUCACCAUUACCAUCAUCAUCAUCAUCUGUAGAUGUAAGAGGUACAACACACAGGUGUCCAAGAUGUCUACCAUGAUGAUGGCAACUGAAGAGAACAAUACACAGGUUGGCAACGCAGAAGCAUCCUAUGAUGAAGUUAAAGACGUUAGACUGCAUGCUAAUUCGGGGACCGCUGAAUCUACACUUAGCACGGUUUACGCCACCGCACAACUACCCACAAUCCCCUCUGAUUCCCCUACGUACGCCUCUGUACAGGGUGCAGAUAUAUCUGCAGACACUCCGACUUAUGCUAGGUGUGUGUUUAAUGACCGCACACACAGGUCCUCUGCCAUAAGUACAGGUAGAGAUGACAACUCAUGUAACUAUGCAUCUGUGAAACGUCAAUGAAUCUGUGAAUCCACUGCAUUUGUGCAAUGUGAAUGUUGUCCAGUGACUGUACAAAUCAUAAACAAGAUCUAGGCCUACUCAGUGGAAAACAACUCUACUAAAACGGUCAUUUAAACACAUUGAUUUUGACCAGAUUGACUACUUUUUUAACAAUUGUUUCUUCACAUUUUGAUUGACAUGUUGAAAAGAAGACCUAUAGCCAAAAGAGUCUGUCUGUAUGUUAUUAAAAGCUCCACCUCCAUAUAGUGUCACAAUUGUAUCAUUGCAUGUUGUAAUGUCACAGUUCA
Molecule: messenger RNA, 1299 nt
Organism: Alosa alosa (allis shad)
Lineage: Eukaryota; Metazoa; Chordata; Actinopteri; Clupeiformes; Clupeidae
Product: CMRF35-like molecule 1
Exons: 6
Coding region: 23-1012 (329 amino acids)
Source: RefSeq, a predicted model, not a curated record